Lethenteron reissneri (Far Eastern brook lamprey) is the source of this 4626-nucleotide messenger RNA. RefSeq names its product transcription factor p65-like. Gene Ontology annotation, cellular component: nucleus; cytoplasm. The record is from RefSeq and is a predicted model, not a curated record. Gene Ontology annotation, biological process: canonical NF-kappaB signal transduction; positive regulation of transcription by RNA polymerase II; non-canonical NF-kappaB signal transduction. Lineage: Eukaryota; Metazoa; Chordata; Hyperoartia; Petromyzontiformes; Petromyzontidae. Gene Ontology annotation, molecular function: RNA polymerase II cis-regulatory region sequence-specific DNA binding; DNA-binding transcription factor activity, RNA polymerase II-specific.
CGCUCAUCGUCGUCAAGUCGUGCGCGUGCCGGUUGCGCGCGCGCGAUUAUUCCAACUGGUGACAACACCGGCGCAAAGACGUCGCCUCCUCGUGCUGCCGCGAUGGCCGACGAGUUCGUCUCCUCGCGAGGGAGACCUGGGACGCGAAGACGCGGAGCGCAACGCGACGGUCGCGGCCCUGCCGCCCCCUUCCUGGAGGUGGUCGAGCAGCCCGAGGCGCGGGGCAUGAGGUUCCGCUACCCGUCCGAGGGCACGUGCGCGGGCUCCCUGCUCGGUGCCAGCUCUACGGACCGCGACAAAACCUACCCCAGCGUGCGGCUGGUGAACUUGACGGGCAAGGCCGAGGUGCAAGUGUGCCUGGUGAUGCGCGACGCUCCCCACCGGCCACACCCCUACAGCCUGGUGGGCCGCGAUUGCGAAGAUGGCAUCUUCAAGCAGAUCGUGGUCCAGGGCCGCACGAUCGUGCAGCUUAUCAACGUUGGGAUUCAAUGCGUGAAGAAGGCGAUGGUGCAGCGCUCGGCUGAAGAUAAGAUCAGAAAAAUUAACCCCUUCAAAGUGUCGGAUCGGGUGGUGCUGCGUCCCGAGGAGAUGGACCUCACGGCCGUGAGGCUCUGCUUCCAGGCAAAGCUGCUGCCCAGCAACCAGAUUCUGCCCCCGGUCCUCUCCGAGAUCAUCUUCGACAAGAAGGCGACGUGCGCGUCUCAACUGAAGAUCACGCGCAUGAACAAAACUUACGGCAGCGUGCACGGAGGAGACGAGGUGAUGCUGUUCUGCGAGAAGGUUCAGAAAGAUGACAUCCGGGUGAUCUUCUCGCUGGCCGGCUGGCAGGCCGAGGGCAUCUUCUCGACGGGCGACGUCCACAAGCAGGUGGCCAUCGUCUUCAAGACGCCAGCCUUCCACGACCAGGGCAUCUGCGCCCCCGUCAAGGUCUCCAUCUACCUCUGGCGCCCCUCGGAUCAGCAGCAGAGCAACCCGCACAGCUUCCUGUACAAGCCCGAGCUGGACGAUGCGUUUGGAGUUGAGCGCAAACGAAAACAGACGCCUUACCAGCUGCAAGAGUUUGUGAACUCCGGAUCGAUGCACGCAGGUGCAUCGGGGCCCCCCGCCCCGACGGCCCCCAUCGCCGCUCCCACGAAGCCCUCCACGCCCGCAACGCGCUACUCCAAGCGACUCAGUUCCUCCCGAGGCCUGAAUCCGCGCAGAGCCGGCGGCAUCACCGCCACCUCCCCGGCCACCCCGAGCCCCCCCAUCUCAACCCCGAGCCCCCCGGAUCUGUUCAUCGGCCCGGGCUGCACAGUGACGUCCACCAACACCAUCCUCAACGUCACCAUGUCCCAGGGCCGCAUUCUGCAGGUGGCCCCGCCACCGGAGGCCCCCUUCACGGACGACCAGGUGGCGCAGAUCGACGAGAUCUUCGCCCAGAACACGGGCCCCGUGAGCGCCGUGCUGGCGGGCGACCUCGCCACCUUGCGGCUCACGCUCGACCCGGCUCCCGCCGGCGUGGCCAUGCCGGUGCCGUCCGCGGAGGUGGCGGUGGAGGAGGAGGCCGCUCGCGCCGCGAUGGACCUCGCGCUGCUCGAGGACGUUCUGCCGCUCGAGGCGGACGACGACCACAUGGCUGAACAUGUCCUCAGGGAGCUGCAGGAGGGCCGUCUGCACAUUAACUACAACGACCUGAUGAACAUCGACGAGAACGUGCCGGAGCAGUUUGUUGCUUAAGUAGUCGGGUUGCCGCCUGUCCCGGCUUUUCCCCCCAGGAUCGUUCUCUCGCCGUCCCCUGGGAGCUGGGUCAGACUUCCCGGGAAUUGGCACGGCCCCGUGUUUGUCAGUUGCGUAAUAAUAUCAAUAAUGAUGAUGAGGACGAUGACGCACCACGCAAGGGGGGCAUGAGUCUGGCGGCCAAGGGGAAGCGAAGAGCUCAGAAGAGGCGGUGGACACUGCUGGGCCAGGUCACGGAGGUCGCCGUUCGUGUCACUCGCUGUGCACCAGCUGCGGGAUACCUGGCGCAGGGAGAGGGAGCGUUGAAGAGGUGUGGCCGUGCCUCCACGAUGACUUCGGCCACGAUGGCGUCUCCAUCUACGCGGCGCCGUGAGAUAUUCUUCUGCCCGUGAUUCGUCUUCCCUCCCGCCCUCCCCUGACGAGUUUUGUACCCAAGAGGUGGCGACCCCCCCCCGUCCACCCAGGUGACGAUGGCAGUCGAGCAUGCGGGUUGCUGGAGGACCCCAUCUUUGCUCUCGACUACGGAGCUGCGCCUCCUCGUUCUCUCCUCCGGUGAACCCUCGCAAGCUUCACCGCGAUGGGUUUUCUAGUGCGAGAAGCGGACAAUCAUUCGAGUGCGGCAGAACCCUCCUGAGAAUGCGGCCUUGAGACUCGGUGACGCUCUGGCGACAUUAUUUUACUGUUUUUUUUUAUCAUUCAAUGUAUGUAAAAACUUCGGGGCAAGUAAGGGGAUCGGGCUCUGAAAGAUGACGGUUCAAGGAUAUUUGCCAAGUUACAUAAAAUGUUAACCGUGUAAAUACUUUAAUCGUAGCUACGCUGUCGCAUUCGCUUGUAGACGUACAACAAUCCUCGCUCAACGCGAUUCAAUUAUUUGUUCUGAUGAGGCUGGUUGGGGCCGGGGAGCGAUUAGAUUCCAUAAUCGAUUAUUUACUGUCUUGUAGUUAACAUUGCAGCUCCAUUAUCGCAUUGUGAUGAUGGCAGCAGCAGCAGCAGCAGCGAUGUUGUGGUUUAGGAGCUCGAUGCCAAAGUCGAGGUCUUUCUGCUGCUGGCCAUGACGAGAUCAGAGAGAGAGAGAGACUUCGUGUGGUGUCGUUUCAAUGUAUCUCCUCCUAAAUCAGUUGAAGGAGCGCGCACCACUGUGGGUUUACUGCACGGUCCAUAGCGUCGGUGGCAUGGCCACAAUCGCUCGACUGCAUCUUUAAUUUUGCAUUCACGGAGGAGAUGUGCGCAUCGGCCUGCUGGUGAUGUUCUGACGCGGAUGAUGAUUCCACCACCGGCGUCUUCUUCUUAAAGGAGAAGGACUGUGGAAUCUAGGAGGUUGUGAUGUUUAGGUCUCGAAUGAGGAGGUGUUUGUUGUGGCCGUCCAGGGUUGUUCCUCUCGACUACCAUUCCAGCUCUCGUCCGUCCGGCUCCCUGGAGACGCACUCGGCCUCUCUGCCUGCGUGCUGUGACAUCGCGCCGUGGACAUACCCGUACAUUUCAAACAAACACACAGUCACGUGCAGAAACAGAAUGCGGCCUCUGCGCAUUGCGCAAAAGCCAUCGACAGUUCCUCAAGAACUACAGCGUCGUCCUCUUGUGUCUAACUUAGGAUGUGGUCAAAUUAAAUUUGAGUCACUGUGGCCGACUGCUCGGCAACAAAGAGAGAGGGAACUGUGGAACGGAAAUGCUAAAUAAGUCGUUGUAUGCUGCACGUGCCUGAUGAUUGCUAAACUCGUCCCCGUGUGACGUAGAGAGCACCGAUUCGAAUUAAGAGAGACUGAUACCUUGUGUGCGUGUGUUGUGGGAGCGGUGGCACAGUGGUUGGCGCACUGCACUACUGACCCCGUGUCCUGCGUUCGGUGUAAUCACCAUGGUUGGGGAGCCACAGGCGGCCGGGCGCGGUGCUGGCCACACCACCACCAGCUUGUGCAGUGCCGGCCUUGUUAGGUGCUCGCUAACAGCACUUGCCCCCACAGUCUGUUACAAUUCCAUUGGGGUGACCUUUGCCUUUUAGCUUGUCGCGCGUGAAGCAGCGAGCGCCCGAUUGGAUUUCAAUCAUCAGGCGCGUGCCGCGUGUGACGACCUCGGCUGUGCUGCACGUUUCGUACGGAUUGGCACAAGAUUGGUGAACCCGGAGUGUCUGACACGCCGUGGUGCGGGCUGGUGAGCUAUGGAAGUUGGGAAACCCUCGCUAUUGGGCAGGAGGAGAAGUGGGGGGGGCUGUAGAGGAGGGGCAGCUCCCCGCUUCAGGUCGUCUCUGUCCACGCUGUCUAUAAGCUGAUUCAUUGUUGUGCCUACGAGGUAGACUCGCUUCAUGUUUAAGUUAUUCGGCUAGCAUCGCUUCGCAGAUGUCUGCAGGCCUCAUUCACUAUUUAAUACGCGCGUACGUGGUGAUGUAUGUACAGUAUGUCUGUUGAAAUUAUUUCGCACCGUGAAAAGUAGGAGGUGCGAAAAGAUACACUAACGCAAAAAAACAACAUAUCCACCCCUCUGCGUCAAAGAGCCAAUAGUUAAUCUCGUCUAGCUUUGACUGUUCUGGGUGGCGUUAUCAUCAGCAACAUCUGGCCUGUGAAACACUCCACGCUUGCUGUCAGCUAAUGAUGUUAUUGGAAGGCGUUACUCCGGUUUACCUAAACGGAGACCUCUCUCCCUGUUCAACUCAAAACUGUCACACUUGUAUUCAAACUCUACGUCGUGAUACGCCAUUGCAUUGUCUUCGACAGUCGCGGAAUUUACCCAGCAACGUUUGUCCGGAAGGGUCGAGAACGGGCUGGCUUAUCCUGACCCUGGCCUCAAGGUCAAUGAAACUUCACCAGAUACAAAUGAGCUGCUGCUAAUGCUGCUGAUGAUGAUGCUUCGUUGCCAGUGGUACAAAAACACAUGUCAAAAACACUGAACACAUUAUUAAACACAGAUAAUAUACGA